CCGACAUGUCAUAAGAGCCACUUCCUUCCGGUCUAGAAGGGUCGACCGUCAAAAAUGCCACUGAAGUAUCGUGUCAGAAAUGUGCUCGUUCUGGGGGCCCUAGUGGGCGGAAUAGGUCUUACGCUUUAUCCCAUCAUGAUUCAGCCAUACAUGCACCCGGAAGAAUGGCAGAAAAUGCAGAGAAGUACAAGAGCAGGUAUUGACCGGGAAUCUAUACAGCCUGGAGGAAUGAAGGUUUGGAGCAACCCUUUCGAAAAGAAAAACUAAGUGUUUUUCGCAAGAUAGGCUGUGAGAUCGGAACACAGACACGAAGGACAGCUUAGUGAGAUGUGUAUUUCAGCUGGACACUGUUGUGACAGUGAUAUCAAAUGUGUGAAAGAUGUGUGUCAGAGUGUGAUCUUUGUAUGGACAUUUGUAUCUUUAUGUAAAUAAAAUAUACAUGAAUUGAGAA
Messenger RNA from Haliotis rubra (blacklip abalone), 451 nucleotides. RefSeq names its product small integral membrane protein 20-like. Gene Ontology annotation, cellular component: mitochondrial inner membrane. Bases 55 to 267 code for a protein of 70 amino acids. Gene Ontology annotation, biological process: mitochondrial respiratory chain complex IV assembly. Lineage: Eukaryota; Metazoa; Mollusca; Gastropoda; Lepetellida; Haliotidae. The transcript is spliced from 3 exons. The record is from RefSeq and is a predicted model, not a curated record.